AUGAUGUCUCACCAACAAAACCAAAACCUACCUGCUGCUCCGCAAUCCCUGAUACAACAAACAGGUUUCGUAGCUGGUGUUAAACCCUUCUCAAUAAGACAGUAUGUUCUUGCUUCUCGUCACAUAAAUUUCCUUCAAAACUGGCCAUUUCAUGAGAACCACUUGCAAGUGUGUCUUAAACAUGGUCUCGGGGAGAAGGAGGUGUUCCCACCACUUGGACGCCGAACUUCACUUACUGAACCACACAAAGAUAGUCCCAACUUGAUGCAUUCAUCAAAUGAUAAUAAUAAUAAUAAUAAUAAUUAUAAUAAUAAUAAAGAAGGUGAUUCUUGCAAAGCUGAAGUGCCAAAUCUCAAUGAUUACCACCCACAAAAUAUUAAAAAUGAGUGUGACUACAAAGUCAGCAACCACCCUUCAUCACAUGAAGAGGGAAAUCAGCAUAACUGCAGUCAUAUUUCUGCCAAUUUAUCUCACCCAGCAUACACAUGUAGCCUCCCAAGUUCAACUCAUGCUCAUAAUAGAAGUCCACUACUGCCUCCAUCCAAAGCAGUGAAAGAUAAAUGUAGGAGGCGUAAAGGGAGAUGCAAGAAACGGUCCAUGGUGGAUAUUUUAGCCGUGGCACGACACAGUACUUUAGAGGAGAUCCAUAUGAUGAACAAGUUCUAUUAUGCUGAAACUGUGAUUGAAGGAUGUCAGCAAACGGUGCCUUGUGAAAAUAUUUCCAGGUCUGAGCUAGCGGGGGAGGAUUCAUGUAGAAAAGGUGAGAGUGAAGACGAUGGUUUAGCUAAUAUUGAUAUGGCACCAAAGGGGCCACUGCUUCUUAAGUUCAAGCUCCAUGAAUGUAAUGUAAAUAGGAAUUGCAGAACAUAA
This is a messenger RNA of Sphenostylis stenocarpa, 870 nucleotides long. The record is from the annotation of a GenBank genome assembly. NCBI's taxonomy places the organism in Eukaryota, Viridiplantae, Streptophyta, Magnoliopsida, Fabales, Fabaceae.